This is a messenger RNA of Bufo bufo (common toad), 962 nucleotides long. RefSeq lists its product as uncharacterized. Gene Ontology annotation, cellular component: external side of plasma membrane; apical plasma membrane. The record is from RefSeq and is a predicted model, not a curated record. The transcript is spliced from 7 exons. Lineage: Eukaryota; Metazoa; Chordata; Amphibia; Anura; Bufonidae. Bases 68 to 694 code for a protein of 208 amino acids. Gene Ontology annotation, biological process: negative regulation of cell-matrix adhesion; wound healing, spreading of epidermal cells; positive regulation of cell migration.
GCAUUUCCAAGUCAGAGUCAUCCUAGUGCUGGUGUUCUCUCGUUACACAGGAGUCAUCUCAUCACAAAUGGCACGGAGUGGAUUUUCUGCUUUCCUCCUUUUCCUUGGUCUGGUGGUUUCUUAUGUGAAUGGAAACACUGACUUGUGUGGAAACAUAUUGAAUGGCAACUUGAGCAAUGCCGGCCUUUCAGAUUUUAACUUGACUGUCUCUCCUGCUCACCUUCUUAGCAAUACAAGUUACACUGUUAAUGUGACAGGAAAUGGCAAUUUCACAGUCCUCUUACAAGCAGUUAAUCAGUCAACUCCAGUAGGGAACUGGUCUCAAGGAACUAGCUGUAAUGGAAGUGCCCUGUUUACUGGUUAUUUCGGAACUAACAAGCUCCUUCAAACAACAUGGACUUCACCAGACAAUGUGAAAAAUGUCACAAUUAAUGCUUUUAUUCACAAUGACACAACUACCUUCCUUUUACAACAAUCAUUAAGCCAAGAUACCAGUCAAACAACUAUAGCACCAGUUACUGCUACCAACUCACAAAAUUCUACAGCACCAGUCGCUGCUACCAAUUCUACAGCAACGACCAGUCGUGUAGCUCAAACCACAAGUGCAGGUUCUAUAGACCAAUCCAGUCUUAUAUCUGUGGCUUUAAGUAUGGUCCUCAGCCUGCUCCUGAUUCCCAACAAGCAUUGCGUCUAAUGGAUGUCGUACAACAGGAUGUUUCAUAGACAUUUUAAAAAAAAAUUAUGUUUUCAGUUAUAUAUACGGUACAUGAUUUAUUGUUCUGAAACUAAAUCUAAUUUCUUAAGAGAAGCCAAUCUAGAUUAUGCCAUGAAAUCUAAGUAUACAUUAAAUUGGUUUUCUGUACAGUAAAAAUAUUCAAAAGAGGGUCAGAAUGGCUUUAAAAAAUUUGAAAAAAAUUCUCACCAAUCGUCUACUGCUCCCAUUCUGAUGCUUAAAGGGUUCC